GCGUUGCGUGCGCAGGGGGAUAGGAGGCCGCGCUGAUUCCCUGCCAGGGUUCUCUAUUUUGGGCAGGGGGAUGUUGGCGCAGGCCCUUCUCCCCAGCUCUAGACGUCGCCACUGCCCUCCGUAAGCUUAUCGAAGCAGCGGCUCAAGUGUGACGUCUCCUUUCCCUCCGAGCGCCUAGUCCUGAGCUCGCGCCAUCCCUGCUUCGGAUUUAAACAGCGGGCAGCUGUUCCGGUGCCGGAUAGGGGAGUGCACAUCGGUGCCCUGGACCGCGUAUUUCCCAGCUACUUGUACCCUCGAAAAGACUAGGGCCCAGGACCUACGAGGGACGCCGGGACGGCGGACCGGAGCUGAGAGCGGGAGCGGGGCCGCUCGGGCGGCCGACGGCGCACGCGCUCGGUGCGCGUUGGGGGCGGGGCUGCGUCGGGGCGGGGCCAGCGCGCGCGGGAAGCGCCCACGGGGAGGCCGGCCGGCUCCUCAGCGCCGCGCGUCAUGGCCCUCUCGGUUCCCGGCUACUCGCCCAGUUUCAGGAAGCCUCCCGAGACUUUGCGGCUCCGACGGAAAAGGGUCCGGAGCCUUGAGGCCGCCGCUUCACCCAGGGAGCAGCCCGAGCCGGCGCCCCGCCGCGCCGCUCUGGCCGCCGGGCUGCUCCUCCGCCCCUUCCCGGCGGCUGCAGGCAGAGGCGGCGGCGACCCGGCCGCGGCCCGCAGGAACCCCUUCGCCCGCCUGGAUAACCGGCCGCCGGCCGCCGCGGAGCCCCCCGACGGGCCGCCCCGCGGCCAGCAGGAGGCGCAGGACCCGUGUUUAGAUUCUAAUCAAGAAAAUGAUUUGCUCUGGGAAGAGAAGUUCCCCGAAAGAACAGCCGUGGCCGAGUUACUCCAGACUCCACAAGUAUCAUUCUCCAAAUCUGAUAUUCCAUCCUCAGAAAGUACUGAGUUACCUGUGGACUGGAGUAUUAAAACUCGACUCCUUUUCACCUCUUCUCAACCCUUUACCUGGGCAGAUCAUUUGAAAGCACAGGAAGAGGCUCAAGGUAUCAUCCAGCAUUGUAGGGCAACAGAAGUUACUUUGCCUCAAAGUAUACAGGAUCCCAAACUCUCCACUGAGCUCCGAUGUGCCUUCCAGCAGAGCCUUCUCUAUUGGCUCCACCCUGCCUUUCCUUGGCUGCCUCUGUUCCCUCGCAUUGGAGCUGAUCGAAAAAUGACUGGAAAGAUAAGCCCUUGGUCAAAUGACGAAACCUUGCAACACAUUUUAAUGAGCGAUUGUGGCCGCUUCCUUUCUCAGCAGAAGCUGCUCAGAGAAAGUCAGCACCCAGUUACCAAGUCUGUGAGCUUCACUUCUCUAUAUAAUUUGCUGAAGACAAAACUUUGCCCAUAUUUCUACGUUUGUACCUAUCAGUUUACUAUCCUGUUCCGUGCAGCAGGCUUAGCAGGAAAUGAUGUAAUCACAGCUCUCAUGUCUCCAACAACUAGAGGAAUAAGAGAAGCUAUGAAAAAUGAAGGUAUUGAAUUUUCUCUGCCGUUAAUAAAAGAAAAUGGCUAUCAGAAGAAAAAGACAUCUGGAACAAGCUUGGGAAAUGGAGAGGAACAAGUAAUCAGUGAUGAUGAUGAUGAAGAUGAAAGUUUUUCCUGGCUGGAAGAGAUAGGUGUGCAAGACAAAAUUAAAAAACCAGACAUACUCUCUAUCAAGCUACGCAAAGAGAAACAUGAAGUGCAAAUGGACCACAGACCUGAGUCUGUUGUGUUGGUGAAGGGAAUGAACACCCUUACAUUGCUGAAUUUUUUGAUAAACUCUAAGAGUUUAAUUGCAAGCUCAGGCCCACAGGCAGGACUUCCACCAACCCUCUUAUCCCCUGUAGCUUUCCGAGGUGCCACAAUGCAAAUGCUUAAGGCACGAAGUGUAAAUGUGAAGACACAAGCUGUUUCUGGAUACAAAGAUCAAUUUAGUUUGGAGAUUACAGGUCCUAUCAUGCCUCAUUCUCUACAUUCUGUGACCAUGCUACUCAAAUCUUCACAGAAUGGGUCAUUUUCUGCUGGACUGUAUACACAUGAGCCAACUGCUGUAUUUAAUAUCUGCCUGCCAGUGAAUAAAAUACUGGAUAAGGAGACACUUCAGGAGGAGCUUGGUAACUGUGGGUUGCACCCUAAGACUCUGGACCAACUUAGUCAAAUACCAACACUGGGAAAAUCAUCUUUACGGCUUGUGGAAUUGAGUGACUUCGUUUAUAAUUGGAGAUCCUGAACACCAAAGUAAGCCUAAAAGGAAUCUUUGAGGAAAAAGCCUUCUAGCAAGGAAAUUCAAGAUUCUUAUACCUUUGGCUCUAAAGUUCAUUUUGGAAGUUAAAGGAAUAGAACUUUAAAAUAUUCAAGUGUUGAUAAACAACCUUUUAGCUUAAUUUUUAUUACGUGCAUUAAGCAAAAGGAUUAAGGCUUUAAAUCAACAUUUUGUUUUUACUAUUCUGAUUAGAUAAUUCAGGUAUAAAGAUAACUCCCAACUCUUAAAAAACCUCAGAAACUUGAAUGAGACUUCCAGACCCUUACAAGCUAAUUAUAAACGGAGUAGAAAAUGGAGUAUUAUGAAUGUCAGUGUUGCCUUGAAAAUGGCAAACUGAAGCUAAGUUAGUAUUAAUUAUCUACUGGCAUUUUGUGACCGAUGGCAUCAGGGCAAAACCAUAUUUGACCAUUUACCUAUACCUACAGUUAUAUGCAGGUUCUAGAUUAUAAAGAUACAAAUGUAGACAAAUUCGUAUUUGUAGACAAAUAGCUAAUUGUUGAUGUCUCUACCUUAGUUGCCUUCAUUCUCAUUUCUAAUUCCUCCAUUUUCAAAUAUAUUAAAUUUUUUUUUAAUGCAUGUUAAUUCAAAGAGGGGUAUUUUGUAUUCCACAUAGAAUAGUGUUAAUUGUAAAGUGUGCUCAGCUGUCAUGGUAAAGGAGUAUUUCAUGUUCUUGUAGGUAUUUGUGUGUGUGCACGCGCGAGUGUGUGUUGUGUGUGUAAUUCAAAUUUCCUUAAAAUAAAAGGACGUAGAAAUCAAAA
This is a messenger RNA of Neofelis nebulosa (Clouded leopard), 3029 nucleotides long. RefSeq names its product DNA replication fork stabilization factor DONSON (gene DONSON). NCBI's taxonomy places the organism in Eukaryota, Metazoa, Chordata, Mammalia, Carnivora, Felidae. Gene Ontology annotation, cellular component: nucleus. Gene Ontology annotation, biological process: nuclear DNA replication. The record is from RefSeq and is a predicted model, not a curated record. Bases 490 to 2238 code for a protein of 582 amino acids. The transcript has 11 exons.